This is a messenger RNA of Triticum aestivum (bread wheat), 316 nucleotides long. RefSeq lists its product as uncharacterized. The record is from RefSeq and is a predicted model, not a curated record. The transcript is spliced from 3 exons. NCBI's taxonomy places the organism in Eukaryota, Viridiplantae, Streptophyta, Magnoliopsida, Poales, Poaceae. Bases 5 to 316 code for a protein of 103 amino acids.
CUACAUGCCACCUUUCAAUGGGCACUGUGAUAUUCCAGAGCAACAAAUGGAGGUUGGUGUGAUCACAGUUGCUGAGAAGAGAUGCGGCCACAAUAAGGCAGCCCAGCGGGAGGUUCAGAGAUCCAGCCAAGAUGAAGACGUGAAGAACGUCAGGUUAAUCCCACCAGCCGACAGCAAGGGAAACGGGAAGAGAUCUUCUUCAGGUUCCAUGAGCUUGGAAGACGAUCUCUCGCAAGCCGAGUCGGGUACCACUCAGCCCCCUUUGAAGAGGCUGUCGAGGGGUCCGAGAGCAGCUGUAAGAAACAGUGCUGAAUGA